Molecule: messenger RNA, 2388 nt
Organism: Cotesia glomerata
Lineage: Eukaryota; Metazoa; Arthropoda; Insecta; Hymenoptera; Braconidae
Product: RUN and FYVE domain-containing protein 2
Exons: 12
Coding region: 176-2332 (718 amino acids)
Cellular component (GO): cytoplasm
Molecular function (GO): metal ion binding
Source: RefSeq, a predicted model, not a curated record
CUAGUGCGCUCAGUGGAAUCAAUAUCAAAAUUUAGUUACAAAACACAGAGCGUUUAAUUGUUAAAUCUCCAAUAAUUAAUAAAAAAAAGUGUUGUGAAAAUUAACUGAGCUUGCAAGUAAGAGUCAGCAAGAAAAUAAAGUAACAAUUGUUAAAAAUAAUUAACGAGAAAGAUUAAUGAGGCAAGAAAAAAACACAAAAAUUCGUCCGCCGGGUGACAUUCAGCACGGAGGCGCGAUGAUUGACCAGGACAUGGCCGGUGCCCAGGACACAAUUUACUUGUGCAAUUUCCGGGUCUCCGUCGACGGAGAGUGGCUCUGUCUCAAGGAGCUCCAGGACGUCGAGUUCUCGAUGCAGGACUCGAUGCAGAGGUCCCCCUCGCCGCCUCUGGCUAUCAGCGGUAUUGAAAAAACUCAUCACCGUCAUAAUGACUCGUGUUUGAGAUUAAAUCAACAACGGCAAUUGCGCUCGCAGUCUGAUCUUAAGAAUGAGCUUUGCGACAUUCUAAGCCCACCGCAAAUUCACCACUUCAGCUUGUCGCGUGAUCCAGUAAUAAUCGAGCGAAGUAACUUAGUAAAUAUAUCAAAACUAAUCGUAAAAGAACUGAUAGAAACAUCUUUAAAAUACGGAAGAAUGCUCGAUUCGGACCACAUGCCAUUGCAGCAUUUCUUCAUCGUCCUCGAGCACGUUUUGCGGCACGGUCUCAGACCCAAAAAGGGUCUUCUUGGUCCAAAAAAGGAGCUUUGGGAUAUUUUGCAAUUAGUCGAAAAAUACUGUCCAGAAGCGCAAGAUAUCACCUCUAGCAUCCGCGACUUGCCUACUGUGAGAACGGCGAUGGGUAGAGCUCGGGCUUGGCUACGAAUGGCAUUGAUGCAAAAGAAAUUAGCGGACUACUUAAAAAUUCUUAUCGACCACCGCGAUGAUUUGCUAUCAGAAUACUUUGAACCCGACGCUCUGAUGAUGAGCGAAGAAGCUAUUGUUAUCAUGGGCUUGCUUGUUGGUCUCAAUGUUAUUGAUUGCAAUUUUUGUGUCAAGGAAGAAGAUCUUGACUGCCAGCAAGGGGUCAUCGAUUUUUCGCUGUAUUUACGUAACAGCAAUCACAUACCCGGUGACUCUCCGGAUGAAGAGCUGGAGAACGACAAUAUGACCACUGUGCUUGAUCAGAAGAAUUAUAUUGAGGAGUUGAAUCGUCAUUUGAACGCUACAGUUAAAAAUUUACAAGCAAAAGUUGAAUCUCUGACCACGACAAACGCUUUGAUGAAAGAAGAUCUAUCAAUAGCGCGCAAUAAUAUUCUUUCGAUACAAGAAGAAAAUCGACAGCUUAAAAAAGAACUUGGAAUUGAAGUUAAAGACACUGUUGAGACCGGAAAAACCCCGAUUAAAAUCACCGAAACUACUUCAGAAAUUGAGGAAUUGAGAAGCAGGCUUGAGAGUGAAAAAAAAUUGAGAUCUGACGUCGAAAAGGAAUUGGCUUUACAGGUUAGUAUGAAAUCUGAGAUGGAAGUUGCGAUGAAACUUUUGGAGAAAGAUAUCCAUGAAAAACAGGACACUAUUAUUUCCUUAAGAAGACAAUUGGAGGAUAUAAAAUUGAUUAAUUUGGAGAUGUACAAAAAAUUACAGGACUGCGAGAGUUCGCUUAAGCACAAAACUGAAGUUAUUGUCAAAUUGGAAGCUCAGACAUUGUCUAUGUCUGAGACCAUUCAAAAAAUGGAUCAAAAGUGCAAAGAAAUAGACAAUGUGAGGUCGGGAAGUGAGGAACGAGCACGGUUGCUGGAUGCCAAAGUAGCCGAACGUGAGGCACGAGCCAAUGGAGUGGAGAGAGAAUUAAAAGUGGAACGCGAGUGGCGUACUUCACUUCAAGAAGCUUCUGUUUCAAACACUGAAAAGAUUUCCCAGCUAUUGCAAGAAAUUGACCAGCUGAAGAGCGUUCACGAGAAAUAUCUGACCCUCCAAGAAGAGCACUACGCGUUACGUGAAAUCUGCACAGAACAAGAACGCACGCUGGAAGAACUCGGCGGGCAAUUAAGCUUAGCGAAAUUAGCGGCCUGCGAAUUACGUGAAGCCGUAGACAAUGCGCAAUAUCAAGCAGCUAAUAAUGAAGGAACUAAUGGUACUCCAACAUGGGCUAACGAUCGACUUGUUACUAAUUGCAAAGGUUGUAAUCGAGAGUUCAACUUAACUCGUCGUAAGCACCACUGCAGAAACUGUGGAAAAAUAUUCUGUAACGCUUGCAGCGACAACACGAUCGCUUUGCCGAAUUCAGCGAAGCCAGUCCGAGUCUGCGAUGAGUGUCACGUCUUUCUUGUCGGCCGGUACUCUGUUCUCACUCCUUAAUACAACGACUGGACAAGGAAUUACAAGAAUAAAUAAUUAUGAAGAUUAAAAAUAAA